AUGGCCGUGUUGCCUCUGGAGAUUCAAGUUAUCAAAGAUGCGCCCACUCGAGACUCUCUGUCCAUGAAGAUCAAUAGUCUCUGUUUUGAGAUGGAGGCAGCAGGUGUCAUGGAUUGCUUCCCUUGUCUUGUAAUUCGUGGCAUAUGCGACUACUCGGAUUCUCACAAGAAUAAGGGAUGGCAGGAAUACGCCGCUUUGGUUGCCGCGGCAUAUGCAAAAGAGCUUUUGAUGUCUAUACCGCCUCAACUGUUGCAACACAGCAAGCGAAGAAAGGCACAGCACCCAACAGCCCCUGAACAUAUUAGCGCCGAAGCGGAAGAGUGUUUACGAGCGAUGUUUGUUACAGACUCUUCACUGGAUCGUGAGGGCAUUCUUGAUGCCAAGGGCGAUAUCUGUGAAGGAACAUGUGAAUGGAUCCUAUCUACAGAUGAAUUCAAGGCCUGGGAUCAAAAUUCCCCUCAUCUACUAUGGAUUUCUGCGCCACCUGAUAUUUUGAGGCAGUAG
Molecule: messenger RNA, 504 nt
Organism: Fusarium musae
Lineage: Eukaryota; Fungi; Ascomycota; Sordariomycetes; Hypocreales; Nectriaceae
Exons: 2
Coding region: 1-504 (167 amino acids)
Biological process (GO): nucleoside metabolic process
Molecular function (GO): catalytic activity
Source: RefSeq, a predicted model, not a curated record